CGACCGGCCGGCGACGGAGGCCUGCGAGGCCCAAUCAGGAGAUGGCGGGGAGGUGUGUCCCUGCGCGGCCGCCGUCGCAGCCUGCUGGGCGCGGCCGGCCUGAGAGUCGGGGUUCUUCUUCCGGCAGCCGCCGCUCCUCCGCAGCAGAGAGUCUGUGCAGCAGCUCCAGGCACCAGAGUCCUCGCCAUGCGCGGGCUGGAGAUCUCCGUUCAGGGCUUCGCCGAAUUCGAGCGCGCCGCCCGCCAGCAGCAGAAGGAAGGCCGCUGCGUCUUCGCCUACUUCAGCGGCAGCAAAGACCCGGAGAAUGGAGCCAGCUGGUGCCCGGACUGCGUCAAGGCGGAACCCAUUGUGCGGGCCGAGCUCCCGAACCUGCCAGAAUGCUCCGUCUUCAUCUACUGCCAAGUAGGAGACAGAACCUACUGGAAAGAUCCCAACAAUGAAUUCAGAAAGAAACUGAAGCUCAUGGGCGUACCAACACUACUUAAAUAUGGCACUCCGCAGAAGCUGGUGGAAGAAGAAUGCUUAAAACUGGACCUCGUGCGAAUGCUGUUUACAGAAGACUAGAUCACACUCUGGGCUGCUGCUACCUACAAGCCACCUUUCCAUGGGGACCAUUAUCAUGUCUUUAAUCUUUGUGCAUAUUGGGCUAAGGGGAAGCAUUAUGUGUAAGCAAACGAGUAGCUUGUGAGCAAGUUGAUUAAA
This is a messenger RNA of Hemicordylus capensis (graceful crag lizard), 702 nucleotides long. It is a transcript of the gene TXNDC17, whose product is annotated as thioredoxin domain containing 17. Gene Ontology annotation, cellular component: cytosol. Gene Ontology annotation, molecular function: protein-disulfide reductase [NAD(P)H] activity. Lineage: Eukaryota; Metazoa; Chordata; Lepidosauria; Squamata; Cordylidae. The record is from RefSeq and is a predicted model, not a curated record. The coding region runs from base 187 to 564 and encodes 125 amino acids. The transcript has 4 exons.